Molecule: messenger RNA, 3354 nt
Organism: Penicillium angulare
Lineage: Eukaryota; Fungi; Ascomycota; Eurotiomycetes; Eurotiales; Aspergillaceae
Exons: 2
Coding region: 1-3354 (1117 amino acids)
Source: RefSeq, a predicted model, not a curated record
AUGGGAGCUGGUGGCAAGAAGGCGAAAGCCAAAGACAAGAGUAGCAAGGCUGCUGCAAAGCAGAAAAUUAAAAAGCCAAAGGGCCCAGAGACCACAGAGACUCCAGAGACUACAGAAAUUACAAAGCAGCAGACCACAGUUGAAUCUUCUAUGCCCGGUAGCCCAAACCUGGUAGUACAAGAUCAAGAUCCUGUCGGCCAAUAUCUGGAACUAGAGUUUGAACAACCGUCUGAGCCACUACCUGACCUGCCCUCUGAACAACAAUUGGAGCAACUUUCAGCAUCUGUCGAAUCAAUCAAGUCAAACAUAGAAGACUAUCUAGAUACAGAAGAUACAGAAACACCCGGCGAUGCAGAGCCUACUGUCAGACAACCACUUGACCCUGAGACAGACCAACAACCUCCCGUGAAGGACGACGAUAUUUCUGUGAUUGCAUUAUCUGUAUCAAAUAACGAAUAUAUCGACGCCCAAGAGCCUGCUAUAGAGGCCGAGGAGAAAAGUCCACCCAAAGAAGAGAGCGAGCCUCUUGAGGAGCACUUUGAGCCUGGUGAGAAAACACCCAUCGCCACCACUCCGACUCCAGCUGCUUCGCUUCCCUCAUACUCUCCAGCCUUGGUACCCUUACCGUCGCCUUCUCUAACUGAGGCACGGUAUAUGCAAAGUGCUUCGCCCGUGAACAACUACUAUUAUCCCGGAUCACCAGCCUAUAUCCCUUACGCCUCACCGUACACAUCUCCCUACGCCUCACCGUACGCUUCACCGUACGCUUCACCUUACGCCUCGCCGGUACCCAAAGUGAGCAGCCCUCUUGCUCGUUCACAUUACCCAUAUAUGCCUCCAGUCAUGUCUCCCACCGCAACCCCUCCACCACCUCCUGUUCCAGCACCUCCAAGGGCCCCUAUGCCUCAAAUGCCUUCAAUGGCCCCACCACCACCUGCACCCCCUUCCACUACUCAAAGCUUUGCAACGGCCGUUCGCUCCCCUGCCAUGAGCUCAGUGGGUAUGGCUCCUCCCUAUAACCAGCCACCAUAUCCCUACUACCCUCCCGAUGGCCACUCUAUGCAGAGAAGCUACAGUAUCGCCGAAUCAUCACCAUAUGCUGCAUCGUUUCAAGCUAUUCGUGAUAUGGGGUUCGGCAAUAGCCAACCACGCGAGAAUGGCAACCCUUCUCCUCCAGAUAGUGAGGCGGAGCACGCAGAACUACUGCACCGAAUCCAAACUGCCAUUCCUGACAUCAAUCGCCUUCUUCACGGGUUUAAAAACACCCACAGCAAACUCUCCAAUCGGGAGGCCGAAAUGAAGCAGAUCGGGAACCAGCAUGAGCAGGCGUUAUUGCACAAGGACUUCUAUAUCGAAGCGCUUCAGUCACAGAUGAAGAAGACGGCCACUGAAAGUGCCGAAGAAUGCGCAAAGCUGAAGAACACCAUCAAUGAGCUGCGAAUGGAGCUUGGAAAUUUGCAAGAAAAGCAGAAAGACCUCGAGGAUGGUUUGGCCGUUCACCAAAAGUCAAACGAAGAACUUUCGCAGUCGAAAUCUAACCUUGAAUCGGAGAUCUCUAAACUCAACACAACUAUUCAGGAGACUCAGGAUGCACAUGAGAAAGAGAAGGAGGAGCAGAAUGAGUCUCAUACCACUGCGCUCACGACUCAGAAGCAAGAGCUUACUGAGUUGUUCGAAGAGAUCAGGGGUGAAGACGAGAAGACAGCCAACGAGGCAUUGGAAACGCGUGAGAAGGAACUACGUGAUCAACACGAUACCCACAAGGGAGAGUGGGAGGCCGAGAAAGGGCAGCUACAUGGGUCACUUGAGAUUCAUCGCACUGAUCUUGAAACCAGUAAAGCUGAGCUGGCGUCAAAGAUCACUGAACUGGAGUCCAAGGAAACCGAGCUGCAGAGCAAGUUGGGUGAACUCACCUCGGUACGCGACGAGGUAGCCGCCAAAUUGACUGAACUGGAAUCGAAAGAGAAGGAACUGGAGGAAACACGCGCAAAGAAUGCCGAGAACUUGGAAACGAUUCAGAAAGAUCACGCCGGUGAACUGGACAAUCUACGCAACACACAUGCAGAUGAGUUGUCGGCUGCAGCAAAGGAAUUAGAUGACAGGAUUGCCGCAAUCGAAGCUCACUUCAGCGAGAAGGAGCAGGUCUGGUUUAAAGAGCGGGCUGAAUUGGAGAAGUUGCUUGCAGAGAAAGAUGAUGAUAUUGAGAGCUCGGAACGAGAGAAGGAGAGACUGGAAGGAGAUGGUCUGGUCAAGGAACAGCAACUCCAGCGAGCAGUUGAGGAAAUGCGAUCCACCAUUGACCAUUUGGAUGGUGACUGCGACCGUUUGAGAAAGACGCUGCACAGCCUUGGUGAAGCCACCGAUCUCAAGACUACCAAGGGCGACCAGUUCUUUCUUGACUGUUUCACCCACCUAUCGCAACUGAUUCACGAUCUCUCCAAGCAACACUUCGGUUACCUGCCCAUUGACCCGCCCAAGGAUAUUCUCUCCAAGAUCCCCGCCGAACUCCCAUCGUUCCUCGACAACACUACCGCAUCCCGUGAGCUCCGCUGCGCCUACGUCGAGCACGUUAUAUCCAAAACUUUGACCUACCGCGUUUUCCAGCCUUUCCUAUUCACUCUCGGCCGCCGAUACGAUAAAGCCGACACAUUCUUCCAAAUGCUCUCCAUGGAUAUUCGUCGGAAAUCCGUCCGCCGUGAGGCAUUCUGGCGCCAGCAGACUCUCAAAGCAGCCUACACCACCUCCGACGCAAAGCAGUCUAUCAAUGUUGCUGCCGCUGUGAUCGUUGACGAGAUAGUCGAUCACAUCAAGCAUUUUGCUGAUCCAAAGCACCUUGAUUCCCUUCUGACAGGCGUUCGCAAGAUCGUAAAACUAGCCGCUGAGACCUGGCGCCAUGCUCGCGUCGAGAGAGAGCUUGUUCUAGCCUCAUUCCCUGCCCCGGACGCUGAAGGCAUCACAAAUGACGGAUGGGAAGAGUACGGCGUCCCCAAUGAACAGAAUCCAGGACCGAAGGGCGAAUCUGCGCGUCAUGUCGUCCUUCGUACUUUCCCUGGUAUCUUGCGCGAGGCUGCUCAUGAGGACUUUGCAAGUGGAGAACGAGCUAGUACUUGCAUUUACUCUAAUGGUGUGCUCCUCUACUCGGACUCUCCUGUUGUCAUGGCGCGAUUGCAGGAGUUAGCGAAGAACUCCACUGAGACCUUGGUCGCUGCCGAUGAAGGGCAGUUGUCGCUGCCCAAGACCCCUCGAACUUCUAAUGAGAGCUUGACAUUGAAGGGUCUUGAGAAGUUGGCUACUAUUACUGUUCAGUCGGCGCCUACUAGUCCUACUACGAAGGGACCACUCUUGAGGGCAUAG